ACAAUUGAUUUAGAUGGUUUUAAGCUGUUCAUGAAGACCUUUCUGGAGGCAGAACUUCCUGAUGAUUUCAGUGAACAUCUCUUUACCUCAUUCAACAACAAAAUCCCUCAUUGCAGUCCUUCUGUUAAAAGCAAACCUCAACUCCUUUCAGGAGGUCUGAGAAUUACUAAAAGUACUGCUACAUCCCGACCUCCUACUUCUGCCAACUUAAACUUACCAGAUGUGAUCCAGUUGAAAGACAUUGUUUGCUAUUUGUCUCUGCUGGAAAGGGGAAGACCUGAAGACAAACUAGAAUUUAUGUUUCGCUUGUAUGACACAGAUGGAAAUGGGUACCUGGACAGUUCGGAGCUGGAAAAUAUCAUAACUCAAAUGAUGCAUGUUGCAGAAUAUCUUGAAUGGGAUGUCACUGAACUCAGUCCAAUCCUUCAUGAAAUGAUGGAAGAAAUUGACUAUGACCAUGAUGGCACUGUAUCUCUGGAGGAAUGGAUCCAAGGAGGAAUGACAACAAUCCCACUGCUGGUGCUUCUUGGAUUAGAAAAUAAUGUGAAGGAUGAUGGGCAGCAUGUAUGGAGACUGAAACACUUUAACAAGCCUGCCUACUGUAAUCUUUGCUUGAACAUGUUAAUAGGAGUAGGCAAGCAGGGUCUCUGCUGUUCUUUUUGCAAGUACACAGUGCAUGAACGUUGUGUCUCAAGAGCACCUGCCUCUUGCAUCAAAACAUAUGUGAAGUCCAAAAAGAACACUGAAGUAAUGCACCAUUUCUGGGUAGAAGGAAACUGUCCGACAAAAUGUGACAAAUGUCACAAAAAUAUAAAAUGUUACCAAGGCCUGACUGGACUUCAUUGUGUUUGGUGUCAGAUCACACUGCACAAUAAAUGCGCUUCACAUCUAAAGCCUGAAUGUGACUGUGGACCAUUGAAAGACCACAUUUUACCACCCAUAUCAAUCUGUCCAGUAGUAUUGGAGCGGCAGGCAACUGUGAAAAGAGAAAAGAGUUGCCCUCAGCAAAUGAACAAGUUGGGAGAACGGAACAAAAUGCAAAGAGCAAACUCUGUUACAAUAGAUGGACAAGGUCUUCAGAUCACUCCAGUUCCAGGCACUCAUCCACUUCUGGUUUUUGUCAACCCUAAAAGUGGUGGGAAACAAGGAGAAAGAAUUUACAGAAAAUUUCAGUACCUUUUAAACCCUCGUCAAGUUUAUAGUCUUGCUGGAAAUGGACCAAUGCCAGGACUAAAUUUUUUCCGAGAUGUUCCUGAUGUCAGAGUACUAGCAUGUGGUGGAGAUGGAACAGUUGGUUGGAUUUUGGAUUGCAUAGAGAAAGCAAAUUUGCCUAAGCAUCCUCCAGUUGCUAUUCUGCCUCUUGGGACUGGCAAUGAUUUAGCAAGGUGUCUGAGAUGGGGAGGAGGAUAUGAGGGUGAGAAUCUGAUGAAGAUCUUAAAAGACAUUGAGAACAGCACAGAGAUUUUGUUGGAUAGAUGGAAAUUUGAAGUAAUACCCAAUGACAAAGAUGAGAAAGGAGAUCCAGUGCCUUACAACAUCAUCAAUAAUUACUUUUCUAUUGGAGUGGAUGCUUCAAUUGCACACAGAUUCCACAUCAUGCGAGAAAAACAUCCAGAGAAAUUCAACAGCAGAAUGAAGAACAAAUUUUGGUAUUUUGAGUUUGGCACUUCUGAAACUUUCUCAGCCACCUGCAAGAAGCUGCAUGAAUCUGUAGAAAUAGAAUGUGAUGGAAUUCAGCUAGACUUAAUCAAUAUUUCUCUGGAAGGAAUUGCGAUUCUGAACAUUCCAAGCAUGCAUGGUGGAUCAAACCUCUGGGGAGAGACGAAGAAAAGACGUAGCCAUCGUCGAACUGAAAAGAAGAGGUCAGAUAAAAGAACAACUGUCACAGAUGCCAAGGAAUUGAAGUUUUCAUCCCAAGAUCUGAGUGAUCAGCUGAUGGAAGUGGUUGGUCUGGAAGGAGCUAUGGAAAUGGGUCAGAUAUAUACAGGACUGAAAAGUGCUGGAAGGCGGCUAGCCCAGUGUUCAUCUGUUGUUAUCAGGACCAGCAAAUCUCUGCCUAUGCAGAUUGAUGGGGAGCCAUGGAUGCAGACUCCUUGUACAAUAAAAAUAACCCACAAGAAUCAAGCCCCAAUAUUGAUGGGACCUCCUCCAAAAACUGGUCUUUUCUCCUCCAUCAUCAAAAGAACAAGGAACCACAGCAAAGAAUAAGCCUUUGUAGCUGAGUUGUUAGAAAAUAAAUUAGCAGCAUUGGUGUUUGAAUAUUCAUGCUGGAAAUCUUUCAAGAGUUUUAGAAUAUUCUUUACUUGCAGAAUCAUGGAAUUUGGUAUAGCAGUUUCUGUGACUGAGCUAAUGUAAAAUGAUGCUAUUAGAAAAAAAUAUUGUCACGGUUUUGUAGGCAUUUUGCAUGAAGAAAGCAGAUGUUUACAUAAAGUGAUAUGGCAUAUUUUUGUUGCAUGCAUUACCAUUUACUAAUUUAUGGGAUAAUUCUGCCAUGGAAUACAAGAAGGGAAUGCCAUAAGUAAUUUGAUUUUCUUGAUAUGAUUCCAUUUCUAGUUUACUCUAAUGCAGUUAUCAUAAUCCAUAGAUUUGAUAAUUGCUUCUCUUAAUCUGAAGAUGUUUGGAUUCGGUAAUUGAUUUGACCUGUCACAAAAGAGUCUGAAAGGUCACAGGUCUCAUUAACUCAUACUUUUACAUUUAACAUUGCUUCCCACUCUUAAGAAUACUUUUCUUUUGCAUUUUAACCCCACAAAAUAGUACUCAAGUAUUUAUAUCUUUGAUAAGAUAUCUCUCAUCCUGCAAACACAUAGGCAUGAGUAACUUUGCACAUAGAAAACAUCUUAGUCAGCUGACCUGCAUUACUAUUCGCAUGCAUAUAAUUACUCGUGUAAGUUUUUGCAAGAUCUAGUAUUAAUGAAAGUCUGCCUGAUUAAGGGUUACGAAACUAAGGCCACGCUAAGACAAAAGAUAAUACUACCUGUAAAAACUAGCCAGCAACGUUGUUUGCUGAAACAUUAAAAUGCUCUACUCGGCAAUAAAUCUUUGUAGUAUGCCAGACUUUAAAUCAUUUUGCAUAUUGACCAGUAGUGCAGUGUGUAUGCACACAAACAACCAAACCUCAUGCCUAAUAAAGUGCAUUUCCCACCAAAGAUUUAGUGAAGGAUGCUUCAAAGAAAUGGGUUAAUGCAUAAUUAAUCAAGCACACUGGAUCAGAUUCACUUCUGAAAAUUUACAGUUCUUUUGAUUACCUUGGCAAUGUCCAGACUAAUUCUAGGAUAGGAAAGACAGUCAAUUAAUUGCAAGUAAAGUGUUCACCUUUCAUUUGUUUCAUACAGUAAUAAACACGGACACAUACAGUGAGUACUGCACAAUUAAAACUUUAUCUAAUUUUCUUUGACUGUUAUUUGUACAUUUACACCAUACACUACUUUCUCAUACUCUGAAUCAAUCUCCUGACAGCAAGGACAUGCUGUUAUCAGUUCCCUUUUUAUAAUUUGCUUCCAUGAAUAAAAACAUUUCCUCUUAAAAUGAUUUGGAAAGCAGUUGUUCAGGUCUUCAUUUUCUCAGCUCUCUGAGAAACUUCUCAGCAGCUUAGAAAUCACAGCUCAGGUGUUUGCCUAUGGUUUGCAUGGCGCUGUUGGAUUGCCUAAGGCAAGUCCGAGAAUGGCAACCUUUUUCAAUGUUGCAUAUAAACUUACGAUCUGGAUCUACAGUAAAAUGCUUUUUUGUGCGAUCUUUACAUUGUUCUUCAUACAGAAUGACCUGCACCUCAUCACUGCAUGUUUUCUGUUCUCAAACAUCCCAUGAGAAAAUAAAACCUUUUUGAAAUGCAUGAUUUAUUAGUUUGCUCCCACCUUUAUCUAUCCAUUAAAGUGCUAAUGUUUUAUCAAAUCUAUUUUUAUAUUGAUUCAUUCAUCCUUAAAAAAAUUAAAUCACAUUUAAUUAUUCUGUAGUGCACGACACUGUGCAUGGGUUUAAGUAAAAUUGAUAUUAUUUGGUUCCUAAGUGUGUGAACUCAACAGAGUUCCUUUGUAUAUAGUAGAUACUGAACUAAAAGGCAGUAUAUUGAUGGUAAAGAUUAAAUAUAUAUGAAAUGUGCUCUCAAUGUUCUGUAAACAUUAGGAGGCAAAUACCAAUUAAGUUCAGCAUUAGUUAAAAAAACAGAAUGACAGUUAUUUGCUAAAAUUAAGAUACUGUAAUUCACCAUUUUUGGGACCAGUGUUAUUAACAAUUAUGAUAAAAUAGAAACUAUUACUCUUGUAUAUUGCAUAUAUAUCCACACACCAAAAAAAAAGUCUGUUGCAGUGUAGUUACUGCAGUUAUCUAUAGAGGGCAAAAAGUAUUUGCAUAAAGAAAUACCUUGUUGGCAUAAUGUUACAUAAUGUGUACUGUACAUUGAUUUUAUGAAAUUAUGGUUACAGGUAUUUUCACAUAUCUUAACAUAGAAUUUUCUACCGUUGCUAUUCAACCUUUUGUGGCAAAACGUGUUUAAUGAUAUCAAUUAUAUUAUGUGCCCUCUAUGAUAAUCUCAUGAAUAUUGUAACCCUGAAAAAUAAAUAAAAUGGUGCAUAAAAUAUUAUUUAACCAUGUAUUCAAUUUAAAGGUGCCAGCCUGUGAAUAUCUGUCAGAGAUAUGAUUUUUUCUGUAGAGAGAAGGAUGGGUUUAAGCACAAUCCAAAAUAGUUCAUUUCUCUUGUGAUAGCUAGGUUGAAGAAGCUAACUCAUAAAUGACAUUCCCACUGAAAGAUUUAAUAAAAUAA
Messenger RNA from Alligator sinensis (Chinese alligator), 4756 nucleotides. RefSeq names its product diacylglycerol kinase beta (gene DGKB). Gene Ontology annotation, molecular function: ATP-dependent diacylglycerol kinase activity; calcium ion binding. The transcript has 21 exons. Gene Ontology annotation, cellular component: plasma membrane. The annotation marks the transcript as partial. The record is from RefSeq and is a predicted model, not a curated record. NCBI's taxonomy places the organism in Eukaryota, Metazoa, Chordata, Crocodylia, Alligatoridae. Gene Ontology annotation, biological process: intracellular signal transduction; diacylglycerol metabolic process; lipid phosphorylation.